This is a messenger RNA of Maniola jurtina (meadow brown), 4234 nucleotides long. RefSeq names its product anoctamin-4. Lineage: Eukaryota; Metazoa; Arthropoda; Insecta; Lepidoptera; Nymphalidae. The coding region runs from base 179 to 3640 and encodes 1153 amino acids. Gene Ontology annotation, cellular component: plasma membrane. Gene Ontology annotation, biological process: chloride transmembrane transport. The record is from RefSeq and is a predicted model, not a curated record. Gene Ontology annotation, molecular function: chloride channel activity; protein dimerization activity. The transcript has 25 exons.
AACGAAUGCCGGCGGAAACGCGCGUAAUUAUUGCGCGGGAAAUAUUCGUUCAGGAACAAUUAUUUACAACGUGUAAUUCAGUACCUACUGAUCAUUGAACCAAAGGAGGUUUUUGCGGUUUUAUAGUGUCUGUGGUUUUUAGUUUUUAACAGAAAUGGGAGCUGGUAAAUAGAAAACAAUGGAAAAUGGCCGUGAACCAUGCGAAGAGGUCAUAUAUAAAAAAGUAUUGCCAAAACUCAGUCAGCGAGCGCCAAAAAUCCUCGAAAAUUCGACGGAAAGUUUGGCAAAAUUGAACCAAUUAGUUGAUACGUUGGAACCAAAUCACCUAAGCCUUUUGGACAGGAUAACAUUCGAGAGCGAGAAGAUUAAAGGGAGUCAGAGUGCGUCUUCGUCGAGAAGAAAUAGCGGAGAUGGAGGUAGAGCUAAGAGGGAAUUUAGAGAAGAUGGAACGAGUUCUGAGCCACCUACUGCAAACGUCACGAAUUAUAACGCGUGGAAUGACCUCACAAGCUCCACUUCCACGACGCGAACAGAACUUAGUGGUUCCGACAGUCAUGUAGACGAUCAGUUAUCAACUCGCCGUCGAAGCCACGAUUCCGCAAUACCCAACACUCCCGUCCAACGGUCUGCUUGGAAGUCCGUAGACAACCUUGCUCCUGACUCAGCGUUCGGCACCUCGCUGGCUGAUAUUAUGGAGAGUCCUACUAAUAAGAUCUACCUUCGAGAUGACUUAAACUCUUCAAGGGACAGUUCAGAAGAGCGCAGAGCUAAGAUGAAUUGGCGGCUGCUAAGGAAUGCAACUUCAGCUGCUGUGAUGUUUAGUAAAAAGGAUACGGCGUUACCCGGCACUCCACUGCCUAGUUUUCAGUCCAAACCUAGCAGCCAAAGUUCCAACUAUCCCAGAGAAGAACGACAACCUUCUAUACCAAAUGGUUCAAAAGAACAAGAGCAAAACGUUGGAGAAACUAGUUCAGAGGGGUUAGACCCAGAUUCCUUGAUGUUUCGAGAUGGCAGGCGCCGUAUAGAUAUGGUUCUCGCGUACGAAGAAGAAGAUUAUGGUGUGAUGACAGAACUAGAGGCACGGAAGAGGGAAUACAGACGGACAUUCCAAGAAAAUCUAAUAAAAGAAGGCCUUGAAUUAGAAUUGGAAAACAAGUGCCUAUCGUUCGACGGUAAAACAUGGUUCCUAAAAAUUCACAUUCCUUGGAAAACUGAGAUGCGGCUGGCUGAAGUUUUAAGUAUGAAGUUACCAACCAAAAGAUUUAUAACGAUAUCUGUAAGAGCCUGGGGUGAUGAGGUUGAAGCGGAAUUAGAUAAACAUUGGUGCACAAAAUUUCGUCACAAAUGGAAGAAUUUGUACGAGUAUGAACACGCGAGAAUCGAACCUGAACCCUCAUUUAACAACGCAACUGACAAACCUGGUGUCAAGAGGGAGGAACAAUUUCUAGUAAAAGAUAGAUAUACUCAAUUCUCACCAGCUCAACGUAGCUUACUAGUCAUGCAAAUAUUACUUCGAGCGAAAUAUGACAAUAAUGAUACUAAGUUGGGUAUCCGCCGGUUACUUAACGACGGCACAUAUUUAGCAUGCUUUCCUCUUCACGAAGGCAGAUAUAACUUAGAUAUGGAGGACAAAACUCAAACAGAUCGGCGUCUUCUGUACUUGGAAUGGGCGCGUCCCAGCAAAUGGUAUAAGAAGCAACCGCUCUGGCUUAUCAGAAGAUACUUCGGAGAGAAGAUCGGCCUGUAUUUCUGCUGGCUCGGCUUCUACACCAAGAUGCUAUACGCACCAGCCAUUGUUGGGACGCUGUGCUUUCUCUAUGGGAUUGCUAGCAUGAAUUCCACUGAUAAUAUUCCCAGUAAAGAAAUUUGCGACAGCUACGGCCCUGGCAACACCACACUAUGUCCGCUCUGCGACAAAGCAUGCCAGUACCAGCGUCUUUCAGACUCCUGCCUCUUCGCCAAGAUCACGUAUCUCUUCGACAAUCCAGCGACUGUGUUCUUUGCUAUUUUCAUGUCUUUUUGGGCAACUACAUUCCUUGAGUUGUGGAAAAGAAAACAAUCUGUGCUAAGAUGGGAGUGGGACUUGGGAAGUGUCGAUCAAGACGAAGAUCCACGCCCCGAGUUUGAAGCCUCCGUGAAAACAUUCCGUACUAACCCAGUUACAAGAGAAAAGGAACCGUAUCUACCUACCUGGCAAAAAACCAUGCGAUAUGUGGCCACCAGCUCUGCUGUGCUUUUUAUGAUAACAGUAGUAAUGGGAGCUGUCUUAGGCACCAUAAUCUACAGAAUAUCCAUGGUGUCGGUCAUCUAUGGCGGUACUGGGUUCUUCUUGAAGAAGCACGCAAAGAUCUUCACGGCCAUGACGGCUGCGCUCAUUAACUUGACCAUGAUCAUGAUUCUUACUCGGAUCUACGCCAAAGUAGCAGUAUUUUUAACAAAUAUUGAAAACCCGCGCACGCAGACUGAAUAUGAAGAUUCUUAUACUUUCAAAAUAUUCUUUUUUGAAUUUAUUAACUUCUACUCAUCACUUAUCUAUAUCGCUUUCUUUAAGGGUCGUUUCUUCGAUUAUCCAGGGGACGAUCAAGCACGAAAAUCUGAGUUCUUUAAGUUAAAAGGAGAUAUUUGUGAUCCCGCUGGUUGUCUUUCCGAGUUGUGUAUCCAGCUCGCUAUCAUUAUGAUCGGGAAACAGUGCUUUAAUAACUUCGUCGAACUUGGUUACCCAAAAUUCCACAACUGGUGGCGUCAGAGAUCACACCGAGCAGUCACGAGAGAUCCCAACAAACCACACAUGGCUUGGGAACAGGAUUAUCAUCUACAGGACCCUGGACGACUGGCGCUUUUUGAUGAAUAUCUUGAGAUGAUCCUGCAAUAUGGCUUCGUGACGUUAUUCGUGGCAGCUUUUCCUCUGGCUCCACUUUUCGCUCUUCUGAAUAACAUCGCAGAAAUACGCCUCGACGCUUACAAAAUGGUCACGCAAGCAAGAAGACCGUUGGCUGAAAGGGUUGAAGAUAUAGGAGCUUGGUAUGGCAUUCUAAGAGGCAUCACGUAUGCUGCCGUAGUUUCUAAUGCAUUUGUGAUAGCAUACACCAGUGAUUUCAUACCUCGCAUGGUGUAUAAAUACGUAUACUCACCGGAUAACACUCUAGCGGGCUAUAUUGACCACUCGCUUUCACUUUUCAAUACAUCGGAUUAUAGGGAAGAAUGGGGUGCGGAUGAGAACGAAGUGGACCCCCCUGUGUGUGCAUACAGGGGGUACCGCAACCCCCCCGACCACACCGAUCCUUACGGCCUCUCACCACAUUACUGGCACGUUUUCGCUGCUAGACUUGCAUUUGUUGUUGUUUUUGAGCAUGUUGUGUUUGGUCUGACGGGCCUGAUGCAGCUUUUCAUCCCAGACGUGCCUACGGAGUUGCGCACGCAAAUGCAGCGGGAGGCACUUCUGGCCAAAGAAGCUAAGUACGAGCACGGUCGGCGCAGGCUGUCCACUGAGUACCACCAGCUGAUUAGUCAGAGCAGUGAUAGUGGGGUUUCAGAAAGACAGCCGGGGCCAUGGAUGCGCCGACAGUCGCGAGUGUCCAACGGGUUGGACGCGCACGUGGCCAUCGCGUCGAAGCCUUCUCCGCCGGACAUUACACAUUAAAUUACUCGUAGACAACUCACAAGAGUUGUGCUUGGUAUAAGUACCUAGUUCUUAUAUUUCAUGAGUGCGCGUGGCUCAUGCUUGUGUCGAUAAAUGUGAAGUAAAGUAAAUGUGUGCGUUAGAGGGUGUUUGCUGGUGUAAGAUAGGCGUGUAGAAACCAAAUAGGUAUGGGUUUAAUAAAAACUGCCAUUUCCCUUCAUUGUCACUUACCUCCAGUUGAGAUUGCAGUCAAGAGCUAACUUGUAUCUGAAUAAAAAUAAAAAAUGAAAAAAUAGACUGAUUGGUCCGACAGGCGUGCAAACUUACAUAAUGCCCAAUUUAAACGACUUAACUACAAGUAAAAUUCAGGCGCGCUAGUGAAUUGCAAAAACCAGGUAUUUAAACAUUUUACACCUCACCACAACGUUCGUUGAUAGAGUUCGAGUAUCUAAACACUUCAGCGUAAGAGUAAAAUGGACGUAAACCGUUUUGUUUUAAUGCUCAAGUUUGUCCAUAUACCUAGAGCUCAAAGCGGGAACAUUGCGAAAUUAAAAUCAAAGUCAAAGUUAAAGUCAAAAUCAUUUAUUCAAAGUAGGUACAAUUGUACUCCUUUUG